GUUCGUCCAGGCGUCCCUCGCACCCACCCGCCUGCUGCUUUUGAUACCGCCUACCUCCACCUACUUCUGCAAAUAGCGAACCCGAAAACUAAAUAAGUGGUGCCAUUUCCGCCCACCGCCCACAAUGCUGAAGCAACGUACAGCCGCAACAGCAGCAUCCGUCUCCGAUAAUGCCUACCGAGUCACCCGCCACUCCGAAAGCACAGCCAGCGGAGGCACCGCGACGCUCAUCAACAGCUACCCGCAACUGGCCUCCACCUACCCUUUCUCUCUAAACUUCUACAUCGACCCGCCGCCGUACGAGCUCACCCUGACUGAAUUCGAAACGUUCGCGCUAGACAGGCUGCGGAUGCUCAAAGCCGUCGAAACCGCCAACCUGCGCUACAAGACCCGCGAGGACGUGGCGCACUAUAUUCACCAAUGGCUGCAGGAACAGAACCUGAACCUGACCCGCAAUAUCCGGGUGCCGAUCGUGGGUCAGCAAGCGGUGUUCCAGGAACGCAAAAGGGACCAUGUUGGGCAUUUCAUCCUCCGUUUAGCGUACUGCCGCACCAUCGAUCUGAGGAAAUGGCUGGUCAAGCAGGAGACGGCGUUGUUUAUGCAUCGGUUUAAGCAAGAGGAGCAGGUCGAGCGGGAUCGGUUCAUCCGCCACGUGAAGCUGGAUAUGCAGGUGAUUACCGCGGCGGAACGCACGGAACUGGCGGCGGAUCUGCGGGCUACGCAUGGGUUUAGCGCCGACCAGCUGCAACAGACGAAUUUCUACCGUGUGCCAUUCGAGCAUGUGUUGAAACUGGUGGCCAAGCGACGGGUGUUUAUCAAAGCCGGAUGGGCCUACGUUCCUGAACGCGACCAGGCGAUCUUGGUCGCUAAUGCGUUCAAGAGCCAUCUUAACGAUGCGCUGGAAGCGACUGCGAAAGCGCUGCCGCGGAUGGACGAGGACGACCGGCUCGUACCCGUCCUUACCUCUAUCUCCAAACAGUACCUGUCGAAAGCCUACACCGCCGACGGCGCCAACGCCUCCAACCGCGUCAACGCCAGCGAUGUCGACGGCCUCGUCGCGCACUUCCCGCCCUGCAUGCGCAACCUCCACUCCGCCCUCCGCCGCGAAGCGCACCUCAAGCACGUCGGCCGUCUCCAACUCGGCCUAUUCCUCAAAGGCAUCGGCCUGCCCAUGGAGGAAGCGCUCGUGUUCUGGCGCAACGCCUUCCACCGCAUGACCGACGACCAGUUUCAAAAGGGAUACGCGUACAAUAUCCGCUACAACUACGGUCUCGAAGGCAAACGCACAAACUACACCCCAUACUCGUGCGUCAAGAUCAUCACCUCCAACCCGCCCGGCCCGCAGGACGCGCACGGGUGUCCGUUCCGACAUCUGCCCAACUCCCUCGUCAAGGACAUGCUGCGAUCCUACGCGGUCUCGGAGGGCGGGGUGGCGGAGAUUGCGCAUCUGGCGAAAGAGGGGCAUUAUCAGGUUGCGUGCACGAAGCUGUUUGAGGCGACGAGGGGACAGGCGCAUGAGAUGGCGGGGAAUGCGCUGGCGGCGAUGCAGGCUGGAGGCGCGGCGGCGAUGGUCCAGACGAUCGAGCACCCGAAUCAGUGGUUUGAUUUGAGCAAGGGUGCUGCUGCUCCUGGUGCCAGUAGCAACACUGCGCAGGGAGCCGUUAAACCGGAAGUGAACAAAACGACGACGACCGCACCGGCGCCUACCACAACGACGACUAAACCGGUAGACCCUGAUGAAGAGUCUGGUGACGAUGAGUUUCCUGAUGAUAUGGAGAUUGAUAGUCAUUUUGAGGAGGUCGUUGCCAAGGCAGAGGAGAACAAACAGGAGGAAGCCAUGCGGUGA
Molecule: messenger RNA, 1846 nt
Organism: Fimicolochytrium jonesii
Lineage: Eukaryota; Fungi; Chytridiomycota; Chytridiomycetes; Spizellomycetales; Powellomycetaceae
Product: eukaryotic and archaeal DNA primase, large subunit-domain-containing protein
Exons: 2
Coding region: 125-1846 (573 amino acids)
Biological process (GO): DNA replication, synthesis of primer
Cellular component (GO): alpha DNA polymerase:primase complex
Source: RefSeq, a predicted model, not a curated record